AUGAGGUCGUCCAUGCUGGUCCUUCUCUUCCUCCUCCUCCUGCUCCUCGUCAGUCUCCAGGCGUCACUGUCCAACAUAGGGGUGCACCCGAUCCCCCAGACCCCCCUCCAGCACCCUGCUGACAAGGGCCACCACCACCACCACCACCACCGCAGUCCCAGCCCCACCAUCCCCACCAUCCCCACCGUGGACCCCAAGCUCUUCAGCAAACGUCGCUUCAGAUCGCCCCGCGUGCUCUUCAGCGAACAGCCCCCUGAGACUGAGCCCCCUGGUGUGGGGGGUGGUGGGGGGGGCAGGAGCAAGCGGCGCGCCGUCGGACCGCCGCAGCACCGGGGCGUCUACUCCGUGUGCGAAAGCGUCAGCGUGUGGGUGGGAAACAAGACGCGGGCCACGGACAUCUCGGGCCACGAGGUGACUGUGCUGCCCAACGUCAACAUCAACAACGUCAACAAGAAGCAGUACUUCUUCGAGACCACGUGCAGCGAUGCGCGCGCCGCCGGCUCAGGCUGUCUGGGCAUCGACGGUCGUCACUGGAACUCGUACUGCACCAACUCGCACACCUUCGUGCGAGCACUGACUUCCGACAAGAACCUGGUGGCCUGGCGCCUCAUACGCAUCAAUGUGGCGUGCGUCUGCGUGCUCAGCCGCAAGUCAUGGCGACAAUGACACACAAAACACAUGUGCACAUACCAGUACAUACACACACUGACACACACAUACACACACAGACUUGGUCAUACACCCUGCCCUCUAAUACUGUGGUCUUCUCACAGAAAGCGGCUUGUGUGGUUUAUUCAACAGUUUGUGUUAUAACGCCACACUCACUCUUGACUACAGUGUACCACACCUGACUGGGCGCUGUUAAAUUAUGUGGACAGCAUGUGUAUAGACCAUUGUAUUUUUGCAUUG
Molecule: messenger RNA, 909 nt
Organism: Engraulis encrasicolus (European anchovy)
Lineage: Eukaryota; Metazoa; Chordata; Actinopteri; Clupeiformes; Engraulidae
Product: nerve growth factor-like
Exons: 2
Coding region: 1-666 (221 amino acids)
Biological process (GO): regulation of neuron differentiation; neuron projection morphogenesis; negative regulation of neuron apoptotic process
Cellular component (GO): synaptic vesicle; axon; dendrite
Molecular function (GO): nerve growth factor receptor binding; growth factor activity
Source: RefSeq, a predicted model, not a curated record